Messenger RNA from Spodoptera litura, 2869 nucleotides. Its product is annotated as laccase. The record is from RefSeq and is a predicted model, not a curated record. Gene Ontology annotation, biological process: iron ion transport. Gene Ontology annotation, molecular function: copper ion binding; oxidoreductase activity. Lineage: Eukaryota; Metazoa; Arthropoda; Insecta; Lepidoptera; Noctuidae. Gene Ontology annotation, cellular component: plasma membrane.
UCGCACUGCCAAAUUGCUAUAAGUCAAAAUAUAGGGUAGUCGGGCGGUUGACUCGUUCGUGGAGCACUCGGCGCGCGUGUCUCCGUACUAUCGUCUUCUACCAGCAAGUUAGUGCUGCGUGCGCGUGCGACUCACGCUGCUGGGAUUAUACGCGUCCUGAACACUCGAGCCAACGGGCCAAUGCACCGUCACUGGAGGCCUUUGUAGUCAUUUGUUUUAUACAGGCAUCAAACUUUGUGUGAUAACAUGGGGUGCAGUGGAAGAUAUUAUUUUCUGACUCUUGUUUUGUGCGUUGUGACUGAACUUGCGAUCGGUGUGAGAGUGGUGCCCAAGAGAAAGAAAGAAGCUAUAAGCACAGCUGACGAUCAAUCAACAUCUGCAUCAUGGUGGCAGGCUGGCACCGCUACACCGUUCCGCGAGAGCUCCAGCAGCGCCUUCUCGUCCACCCACGGACUCGUGCAAACUCACCCUUCAGGCAGCGACCCCUUUGCCUCCUUUGGUAGCAUUGGUAGUACAUCUGGACCUUCUUCUAACCCAUUCGCGUCCAGCGGCAGCGGUCCGUUAAGCGGUGGCGUUCGAAACAACCCUCUGCCAUCUUUGGCGAGGAAUGCCAACGGGAAACCUUCCCUGAAACAUCUGGACUUCACAAGCAGUGCGACAGCUGAACUGAGGAGGAACCCAGCUCUGUCAGCCCCUGAUGAGUGCGCUCGUGCUUGCCGAGAGAAUGAACCACCAAGGAUUUGCUACUACCACUUCACUCUUGAGUUGUACACGGUUUUGGGAGCGGCGUGUCAAGUAUGUACACCAAACGCUACGAAUGUGGUAUGGUCGCACUGCCAAUGUGUGUUGGCUGAUGGUGUCGAACGUGGAAUCCUCACAGCAAACAGAAUGUUGCCGGGACCGUCCAUCCAAGUGUGCGAGAACGACAAAGUUGUCAUCGAUGUAGAAAAUCACAUGGAAGGUAUGGAAGUGACCAUUCACUGGCACGGAAUCUGGCAACGAGGCUCUCAGUACUACGACGGUGUGCCUUUUGUAACGCAGUGCCCCAUCCAGCAAGGAAAUACUUUCAGAUAUCAAUGGCAAGGUAACGCAGGUACCCACUUCUGGCACGCUCAUACUGGACUUCAAAAGCUUGAUGGUUUAUAUGGCAGUAUCGUCGUACGUCAACCUCCUUCCAAAGACCCCAACAGUCAUCUCUACGAUUACGAUUUGACUACCCACGUAAUGCUACUUAGUGAUUGGUUGCACGAGGAUGCCGCGGAGAGGUACCCAGGUCGUCUUGCUGUCAACACUGGUCAGGAUCCCGAGAACGUGCUGAUUAACGGAAAGGGUCAAUUCAGAGAUCCCAACACUGGCUUCAUGACUAACACACCCCUGGAAGUGUUCACGAUCACGCCCGGAAGACGUUACAGAUUCAGAAUGAUCAACGCUUUCGCGUCGGUGUGCCCUGCUCAAGUCACUUUCGAAGGCCACAAUUUAACUGUUAUUGCGACUGACGGCGAACCUGUCCAUCCGGUACAAGUAAACACCAUCAUCUCGUUCUCAGGCGAACGAUACGACUUUGUAAUCGAAGCGAACAACAUUCCUGGAGCUUACUGGAUCCAGGUCCGAGGUCUCGGCGAGUGCGGUAUUAAGAGAGCCCAACAAUUAGGUAUUCUCCGAUACGCCAGAGGACCCUACCAGCCUUCUUCGCAACCACCUACUUACGAUGUCGGCAUUCCUCAAGGAGUGGUGAUGAACCCGCUGGACGCGAGGUGUAAUAUAACCAGGAACGAUGCUAUUUGCGUCAGUCAGCUCAAGAACGCCAAGCACAUUGACCCAGCUAUCCUACAAGAAAGGCCUGAUGUUAAAAUCUUCUUGCCUUUCCGUUUCUUCGUCUAUAGGCCCGAGAUGUUGUUCCAGCCGAAUACUUAUAACAGAUAUUUAGUUGCUCCUGGAGGAGAUCACGUGAUCAGUUUAAUAGACGAGAUUUCAUACAUGGCACCGCCAGCGCCUCUGAUCAGUCAGUAUGAUGACAUUAACCCUGAACAGUUCUGCAACGGUGACAACCGUCCGGCCAAUUGUGGACAGAAUUGCAUGUGCACACACAAGGUCGAUAUACCUCUUAAUGCUGUUGUCGAAGUUGUGUUAGUAGAUGAAGUUCAAAUCGCAAACUUAUCUCACCCGUUCCACUUGCACGGAUACGCCUACAACAUCAUCGGUAUCGGCCGGUCACCUGACCAGAACGUGAAGAAGAUUAACCUGAAGCACGCUCUCGACCUCGAUAGAAGAGGUCUGCUCGAGCGUCACCUGAAACAAGGAGACCUCCCUCCAGCGAAGGACACCAUCGCUGUGCCGAACAACGGCUACGUCAUUAUCCGUUUCAGAGCCAACAACCCUGGCUUCUGGUUGUUCCACUGCCACUUCUUGUUCCACAUUGUAAUCGGCAUGAACCUCGUCCUGCAAGUGGGCACUCAGGCCGACCUUCCUCCUGUACCUCCCAACUUCCCCACAUGCGGCGACCACCUCCCUCCCAUCUCGCUCCACUAAAUUGGUUCCUAGAAAAUUGCCCAGUUUUUGCAUGUGCAAACAAAAGUACAGCACACAGCUAUGUACAGUUGAUUUAAAUAUGUUAACUAAGUGUAAAUUUAUGUUUGUUUUGUGUGAUGUGUCCGGUGGAUUCGAAGUGCUCGAUUCUGCCGUUUGUGUUUAUUUUUUUACAAGAGUGAUUCAAUGGGAGUUAAUGAUGGUUUGUGAUUUUAUUUAACAAUGGAUGCACUCUCUCUGCGAGUUGACUUCAAUUUUAAUUUUAUGCCAUAUUCGGUGAUAUUUUCUUAAUUACGUUAUAAUUAUUGAUAUCGCCAAUAAUAUGUACUUUGAGGCUCUUGAA